This is a messenger RNA of Copidosoma floridanum, 1094 nucleotides long. RefSeq lists its product as uncharacterized. Gene Ontology annotation, cellular component: cytoplasm. The record is from RefSeq and is a predicted model, not a curated record. NCBI's taxonomy places the organism in Eukaryota, Metazoa, Arthropoda, Insecta, Hymenoptera, Encyrtidae. Gene Ontology annotation, biological process: proteolysis. Gene Ontology annotation, molecular function: carbonate dehydratase activity; zinc ion binding; serine-type endopeptidase activity.
UAGACACCACUGUUUUUCAAUCGAAACGACAACUAAAGUUACCAAAUUACAUAACAAACGUUUCAAUUGUCGUAAAGGCCUUUUCUUACGACUAAUUUCUUUCAAGUGAAAGAGUCGAUCGUGGGUUGCUCAAAGUUAAGGUUAUCCGUGAAAAAAAUUUUAUAGGCAUUACAGGUACACAAGUUCGUAUGAAAGGAGGCAGACAACAAGUGACAAAAAACAUGAGAUUAACGUUAAUAGUUUUUCUCGUGAUGAACAGUUUUUUAUUAGAUCACGCCAAGCCAGGGUCAUACUUCGAUUACUCUCAGCCAGGUCAGGAUCGCUGGGUCAGAAAUUACCCGCUAUGCGCAGGGGGCUUACAAUCACCGAUACCAAUAGCUGCGAGUCGGUCUGUAGCCUUGCCACUUCCAGCUCUGGAGAUGAUUGGUUACCAUGAUUAUCUACAACCCCCAUUUACACUGAGGAAUAAUGGACACACGGUCGUAUUAAAAAUUAAGGAUGAAUCGAUAAGAAAACGUACACCGUACAUUUUUGGUGUUUUACUGAAGGAAAAUGACAAGUUCGAGCUGGAGAGUUUGCAUUUUCACUGGGGCCUGAAAAACGGCAGAGGUUCGGAACACGUGUUACAUGGGACAAGGAGGGUGAACAUAAGUUUUUUUUUAAAUUUUCUCACAACAGCCAAACUUAAGUUUCUGGAAGAAGAGGAAAAUCGCCACUUGUCGUUCCUCAUACCCCAUCUAAAAGAAGUCCAAAAUGUGAACAGCGAGUCUAGGCUCAACAACUCAAUCGAGCUAUCGACAUUGCUCCCCGUGGAUGUAGAUACCUAUUACACAUACAAAGGCUCAUUGACAACCCCACCUUGUAACGAAGUUGUCACCUGGACUGUAUUUGCCGCUACUGUACCUGUCUCUUUCAAACAAAUGAACAAGUUUCGAUUGUUGUCGGACGGUAAGGGAAUACUAGCCGACAAUUUUAGGUACCUUCAGAAUGUACAAAAUCGCAAGAUUUACGUGCGAAGACCGAACGCUACUUUGAUGGGUAAGAAUGAGAUUAUCGACUUUGAUCCGUCAAAUUUGAAGUGGCACUGGACGUAA